Messenger RNA from Corylus avellana, 1424 nucleotides. Its product is annotated as D111/G-patch domain-containing protein. Gene Ontology annotation, cellular component: nucleolus. Lineage: Eukaryota; Viridiplantae; Streptophyta; Magnoliopsida; Fagales; Betulaceae. Gene Ontology annotation, molecular function: nucleic acid binding. The record is from RefSeq and is a predicted model, not a curated record.
UAGGUUUCGAGCUCGUUCUCCAAACUCUUUCUUUCUUCUGACUCUUCGACAGCCAAGAGAGACUGUGGAUCGUCGGCCAAAGGGCGAAAACGACGCGGCACAAGGCAUGGCCGCUCCGGAAGCUCCUCUCUGCUAUGUAGGAGUGGCCAAACAAUCCGCUGCUUUCCGCCUCAUGAAACAAAUGGGAUGGGAAGAAGGAGAAGGGCUCGGGAAAGACAAGCAGGGAAUCAAAAGCCACGUCAGAGUAAAAAACAAACAGGACACUACUGGUGUUGGUUUGGAGAAGCCAAACAGCUGGGCAUUUGACACCACACAAUUUGACAAUAUUCUCAAAAGGUUGAAAGUGCAAUCGGCGCAACCAAGCAAUGAAGGCGAUGAGAAGAGCUCGCCUGAAGUCGGCACUGAGACCAAUGUGUCUAAUGAUGUUCAGGGUCAAGUUGUCAAGGCCACCCGACCACAGGGAAGGUAUAAGAAAAGAGAGAGAGGGAAGCUUGUCCAUGCCUAUUCUUCUAAGGAUCUUGAAGGAAUUCUUGUCAAAAAGGUUGAGGAGUCGCCUGGAACAAAUCCUGAUCUAGAUGGCGAGUUGGAAUUAGUAGAGCCAUCUGAAAGUCAAUUUUUUAAUGAUGAAGAAGACAAAGUUGAAGUUGUUUCUGCAGAAUGGUGGGGCUAUAAAUAUGGGUUUAUCUCAGGAGGUUUUCUUGGGGCAAAAUCUUCAAGAAAGAAAUCACUGAUGACUGAAGAAGCUCAAACCCAUAAUGAGAGAACUGUAUUUUUUGAAGAUGAUCAGGAGAAUCUAUACAAUCUUGUCCAAGAGAAAGCCACAACUGGAAAGCAAGGACUGGGUAUUAGGGACCGGCCAAAAAAAGUAGCCGGUUGCCACUUUAAGGGGAAGAAGACAUCAUUUAGUGAUAGCGAAGAUGAAGAUUCUUCUGAUCUUGGUUAUUUGGGUAAACGAAAACAUGAUGACUCAUCAGAACAGCAACGGACAGAUGAACCUAAAGUGAAGUUGAAGAAGUUGUGCAAAAAGCUUCUUCGUCAGGUAUCUGGAGAGUCAUUAAAGCUGAAACAGCUGAAACUUCUUAUUGAUGGACACUCAUCUUCUGUUUUUUCCAAUUUUGCUUCAAAGAGAGAUGCUCUAGCUUACUUAAAACAAAAGCUGGAAGGCAGUCAGAAGUUCUACGUGGAAGGAAAAAAAGUGAGUCUUACGUCGAGGAGAGGCUGAAAAUUUUGCUACAAAUUUUGGAAUGCCAUAUUCUUUUCUUGGGAUUUAUGUUGCAUGUACGAAUCUGUGUAUUGCAUCUGAGGUUAGAUUAUCAUUUAAUUUACAAGACCCUUGCUAGGUCCGUUGUCGUAAUUAUAUGGAAUUUUGUGAUAAUUUAUGCUUUAAUUGUUUUGCUCAAAUGUAAUAGCGGCCAUUGUCAUUA